This is a messenger RNA of Zingiber officinale, 507 nucleotides long. Its product is annotated as calphotin-like. Lineage: Eukaryota; Viridiplantae; Streptophyta; Magnoliopsida; Zingiberales; Zingiberaceae. The transcript has 2 exons. The record is from RefSeq and is a predicted model, not a curated record. Bases 1 to 507 code for a protein of 168 amino acids.
AUGGCUCCUGUAGAGGUGCCUACCUCGGUUGCACCCGCUGUACCCACCCCUACCGUAUUUACGGUACCACCAGGGGUACCAUGGGCAUACCCGGCACCGGCUCCGGUCGAGCCUACCGUGUACCAGGCACCACUGCCCCCAGUACCUAUAGUGUACCUAGCACCUGCACCAGUGGUACCGGUUGCUCCAUUUUUGGUACCACCACCUACCGUACCUUCAGCUGCGACCACCCAUAUCGACCCUGCAGUACCACCAGUGGUACAUGCUCCAACUUAUGCAACAGCACCUGGAGUACCUCCCCCAGUCUAUCCAGCGGUACUACCUGUAGCACUAGCUCCAAUGGUUCUGUCAGUUCCUGCAACCGUCCCUACACACCUCAUGGAUAUUAUCGCGGCACGAGCUCGGAUCUCAGCAUUGGCAGAGUCGAUGAAGAAUCUGUUGAAGAACUUGAAGGCUGCUGACUACCAAAUCUGGAGAAGAAGAACUGCCGAAAGAGGGCUGCUGUGA